Messenger RNA from Dicentrarchus labrax (European seabass), 2733 nucleotides. RefSeq lists its product as uncharacterized. The coding region runs from base 284 to 2173 and encodes 629 amino acids. The transcript has 3 exons. Lineage: Eukaryota; Metazoa; Chordata; Actinopteri; Moronidae. The record is from RefSeq and is a predicted model, not a curated record.
AUUUCACAGUUCAAAAGAUGAAGCCACCCCUCUUCAACUGUUAGACCAAAAAUGGUUAAAAAAUUGCUCGACCAACAAGUAGGCGGACAUGGUCAGCCUUUUAUAAAGCUAACCAGUGUUAAGGCUGCAGAUCUGAGACUUUCUCCAAGACUCCAUUCAGCUCCAGACAGACCAACCAAAUCCUACUCACUGACCGAUCCAAGGGCGGAACGCCGCACUGACCCAUCAGCUUCCAGAGCAUCCAUACCACGGGCAGAUACGCUCUCCAAGCCUCCUUCCAGUCAUGUCAUCUCCAGGCCUGCUGUUCAUGCUGUUGAUGUCCUCCUGCCUCCCUGUCUUAAGUGCUCCACCCGACACUCCUCAUGACGAGGGGGAACUGGAGCAACAAUCGCAUCCCAAUCAGCGUGCGAACAUGGUUAAAAAGCUUGGCAGUUGGUUAAAGAAAAAUUUUAGGGGGAUUGGAGAGGUCCUUAUAGCUAGUAUAGAACCAGUGCCAGUAGCUGGACCACCCAUUGCUGCAGCACUCAAAACCCUGCUGCUGGUAACGCCUAAUGAAGACCCACUGGACACUGUCAACUCUAACCUUAAAGCUCUCACCUUUAAGCUUGACACCUUUCACACAGAAUUAAAAUGGGCUGCCUGGGCAGCUGGUGCAUACCAAAUGCCAGUGAACAACAUAGAGAAAGCCUGGAUUAAAUACACUGAGCUAGUGCGUGCUAACACAGGAAAGGAGGCACUCAAAACUGAUUUCUUUACAUUUUACAGCCAGUAUGCAGACAGCACUUUGGUCUUGCACCAGUUCCUAACAGCUAAAUCCCCAUCUGUCACACAAAACCUUGGAGACCUCCUGGCUGAUAGAUUAAGAUGUCAUGAAAAAGAUAUCAAAGCCCAGUUUUUGUAUUUGAAUAAACUUAUGUGUAAAGGCAACAUGAUCAAUGAGAAGUUCUACGAAUUCAAAGGCAAAGACAAUAAUGCCAGGAUUGAUACCGGCCAUAAAAUUGCAUCCGAGUCUGCCUCAGCUUUAAUCACAUCGCACAAGCGAUGCAUAUCUGACAGUGCUGCAUAUAUUGAAAAGGACAUUUUUGAGCGCAUUGAUGAUACCAAAAAACAUCAAGAAAUAGCAGACAAUAUCAGGGCAUUUUUGGUAAACACAUAUGACAGGUAUGACUGGAUGGUUGUUGCAUUUACAACCCGAAACUCAAAGCAUAAGCCAAAAUUACUAAAAAGACAUGCUUUGUCAGGGUUUACUGAGGUACAGAGAGGAACAGUUACAGUGGCUGUAGCCAAGCAGGUGAAAGGAGCUCACACCAAGACUGCUGCUGUUAUAGCAGCCAUUAAAGGGUGCUUAGCUCAGGGGGUGAAAAUGUGUUUAGAUGUAAGACAGAAACUAAUGGAAUGUCAGAAAACUGUUUUUGGAAAAAGCUUGUCUCAGACAUACACAGCAGUGCAUGCUUACAAAAAAAGCAGUCAUACUUCCACCAAUACAGUGGAAGCGCCGAAUGAUGAGGACUCUGAACUCCCAGAAAGCUCCGUCAGCCUCAAAGGCCAGUUGUCGCUAACCCCCCACCUCUAUACAGGGAAAUGCGGAAGAAUUUUUGGGGAGUUUAUCGUCUUUAUUAAAAGUGAUGAGGAGAUAAUGGGAGUAGAUCCCUGCUCCAAAAAGAAAUGUAGCCAAAAUGGCAAGUGUGUUGUUGUGCCAGGCACCUUGAUAGCAAUGUGUGAGUGCAAGUACCCAUACUAUGGUGAGCACUGUGAGAUGACCUUAGAGACUUACAACAGACAACUCCGGCAGGACACUGACGGCAGAACCCAAACCCCAGAACUACGUCGGAAAGGCAUGUCAGCGGCCCCUGGUAACCGGAGAUCUCGAAAGAGCACCCCACGACGCUCUUCCACUCCAAGAUCUCGAAAGAGCACCCAACGACGCUCUUCCACCCCAAGAUCUCGAAAGAGCACCCCACGACGCUCUUCCACCCCAAGAUCUCGAAAGAGCACCCCACGACGCUCUUCCACCCCAAGAUCUCGAAAGAGCACCCCACGGCGCUCUUCCACCCCAAGAUCUCGAAAGAGCUCCAGGGACCAUGGUGCACCAUCAAGGAGCUCUGCAAAAGGACAGGAUGCAAAGUCGUUUUGUGGUUCUCUGUGCAAAGAGAAAACCCCUCUAUUUUUGUAAUGAUUUCAAUCUCCUAAAACAAGACCGCCAACAGCAACUGUAGCGGCUUUGAGACUUUACUUGGGCGCAGAAAUGCUUUGAGCUAAACGCUAAGAUCAACAUGGCAACAUGCUUUUAAAGACAGUGUUAAUGUACUCAUGUUUGUCAGGUAUGAUGAUAUAAUGAUGAAUUAACAAAGAUAAAUAUUUAGAGCAAAUGGUAGUACACAUUUGUACUAAUGACAUAUGGAAAUCUAUUCAUUACAUUAUUCAAUUCUAAAAUGUAACAGAUAUGUAUUAAUUAAUGUGAUGUGCUAACACCUUUGUGUGACCUAUAUUGCGUAGACUUCAGCUUUGAGUUGAUAAUAAAAGCUAAAAAAACUCUAAUAAAAUUGUAUUUUAAAGUGACUGCUGUCUUUGCCAAAUUGAAAUAAAUGCUUUAAUAAUACAUAUUUGCUGCAAUGAAACGAUAAAAGGUUUUCAAUGAAACAAAGUGGAUGUGUCUAAGUGACAAACUGUACAUGACAAUUUGUACUGUAUGUGGAUGGGUGAUGGAAUGUGAUGAGAAUUACAAUUGCAAUG